Molecule: messenger RNA, 3274 nt
Organism: Bombina bombina (fire-bellied toad)
Lineage: Eukaryota; Metazoa; Chordata; Amphibia; Anura; Bombinatoridae
Gene: PWP2
Product: PWP2 small subunit processome component
Exons: 21
Coding region: 74-2782 (902 amino acids)
Biological process (GO): maturation of SSU-rRNA from tricistronic rRNA transcript (SSU-rRNA, 5.8S rRNA, LSU-rRNA); ribosomal small subunit assembly
Cellular component (GO): Pwp2p-containing subcomplex of 90S preribosome; small-subunit processome
Molecular function (GO): protein binding
Source: RefSeq, a predicted model, not a curated record
UUGUGCACCGGAAGUAGUUACUGUGCGUCUCACGCUGCAGUUUCUCCCUCGGACACAUGUGAGAGCUGCAGAUAUGAAAUAUAACUAUAAGUUUAGUAACCUUCUGGGCACCUUUUACCGGCGUGGGAAUCUGACAUUUACCAAAGAUGGAAACUCACUUAUUAGUCCUGUGGGGAACCGCGUAAGCAUCUUUCAUCUGAAGAAUAAUAAUGCAGAGACUUUACCGCUGGCGACUCGGUGUAACAUUACAUGUGUAGCUCUGUCACCUGAUGGCUCACUGGGCAUCCUUGUGGAUGAAGAAGGAUCUGCUAUUCUCAUAAGUUUGGUUACAAAGUCUGUUUUGAAUCACUUCAGUUUCCACGAGCCAGUAACCAGUGUCAGCUUCUCCCCUGAUGGCAGGAAGUUUGUGGUUUGUAAAGGUAAUGUGGCAUUAAUGUACCACGCUCCGGCAAAGCAUCAGGAAUUUAAUGCCUUUGUGUUGGAUAAAUCAUUUUAUGGCCCGUAUGAUGAAACCACCUGUAUCGACUGGACAGAUGAUUCCAAGUGUUUUGCUGUCGGGAGUAAGGACAUGUCCACCUGGGUGUUUGGUGCUGAGCGCUGGAAGAAUCUGAUUUAUUACUCUUUGGGGGGACACAAGGACGCCAUUGUGUCAUGUUUCUUCCAGGAGGACAGUCUGGAUCUCUACACACUUAGUGCGGAUGCCAACCUCUGUGUGUGGCAAUGUGACACAGAGCUGUCUCAGCUGUUGCCUAGGGAUCCAAAUGAGAAGUCAAAGCAACAGGAAAACCCAGAGAGAGAAGAAACUGGAGUUGAGGAGAUCAGGGGCUCAGCCAAUCCUGCACCAGAGGAGAAAGUUGGCAGAGUACGGUACACAAAGAGCACCAGGCACUUUUUUAACAAGGAGGGCGAUUUCACCACUCUCACCUCUUCUGCGUUUCAUAAGAAGCUUCAUCUCCUGGUUACUGGAUUCUCCUCAGGGAUGUUUCAUAUUCAUGAGCUGCCUGACCUCAGCCUGAUCCACUCACUCAGUAUUUCAGAUCAGAGAGUUUCUGCUAUCAGCAUUAACAGUAGCGGGGACUGGAUUGCAUUCGGCUGCACCGGUCUGGGGCAGUUGCUGGUUUGGGAAUGGCAGAGCGAGUCUUAUGUGCUGAAACAACAGGGACACUUCAACAAUAUGGUGGCGCUGAGCUAUUCUCCAGAUGGGCAGCACAUUGUGACAGGAGGAGAUGAUGGGAAGGUGAAAGUUUGGGACACGAGCAGCGGGUUUUGCUUUGUGACAUUUACGGAUCAUACAAGCAGUGUCACUGCUGUCACCUUUACCAGCACUGGGCAGGUCGUACUCAGCGCCUCCUUAGAUGGAACCGUGAGAGCGUUUAGUCUACAUAGAUAUCGUAAUUUCCGCACGUUUACAUCCCCACGCCCGUCCCAGUUCUCCUGUCUGGCGGUGGACAGCAGUGGUGACAUAGUGUGUGCAGGUGCACGGGAUUCCUUUGAGGUGUAUGUGUGGAGCAUGCAGACAGGGAGACUUCUGGAUAUUUUGGCCGGGCAUGAAGGGCCAGUUAGCAGUGUGGCGUUUAACCCCUGGCGUUCUUUGCUAGCCACAGCAUCUUGGGAUAAGACGGUCAGGCUGUGGGACAUGGCAGACAGCUGGAGAACAACAGAGACAUUGGGCAUAGGCUCAGAGGCACUGGUGGUGACAUUCAGGCCUGAUGGGAAGCAGUUGGCUGUGGCUUCACUGAAUGGCCAGAUUACACUUUGGGAUCCUGAGAAGGGGAACCAGACUGGAUCAAUUGAGGGUAGACAUGAUCUUCAGCUUGGACGCAAGGACCUGGACAAAGUAACUGCUAAACACUCGUCUAAGGGCAAAUCCUUCACUGCUCUUUGCUACUCCGCUGACGGACAAGCCUUGCUGGCUGGAGGCGCCUCUCGUUAUGUCUGCAUUUACCACACUCAAGAACAGAUUCUGGCCAAGAAGUUUGAGAUCUCCUGCAAUCAUUCAUUGGAUGCUAUGGAGGAGUUUUUAGACAGGAGGAAGAUGACAGAGUUUGGGAGUAUUGCUUUGAUAGAUGAGGGGGCUGGGGAAGAGGAUGGAGUCAGUAUAAGUUUGCCCGGGGUCCGGAAAGGUGAUAUGAGUUCUCGACACUUCAAGCCUGAGAUUAGAGUGAGCGCGCUACGAUUUUCCCCUACUGGCCGUAGUUUUGCAACCACAUCCACUGAGGGCCUCUUGCUCUACUCUUUGGAUUCCAGCUCAGUAUUUGAUCCUUUCCAACUGGAUGAGGAAGUGACCGCUGGUAGUGUUCGUCGCGCAUUGCGCAAUGGGGACUGGACACUUGGUAUCGUCAUGGGCAUGCGACUUAAUGAGGAACAAUUGUUACAAGAGGCACUAGAGAGUGUGCCCUGCACUGACAUUGUCGUCCUCUGCUCAUCGCUGCCGGAGCUGUACGUAGAGCGGUUAUUGGUGUUUGUUGCAGCUCAGCUGGAGCGAUCACGCCAUCUGCAGUUCUACUUGACAUGGGCUCAUCAGUUGCUCAUGCAGCACGGACAGAAGAUGAAAACACGGUCCAUCUCAUUGCUCCCAGCCAUUCACUCACUACAGAAGAGUCUCCAGAGUCACUUUACACAUGUCUCUAAACUAUGUGACUGGAAUCGAUACAACAUGAAGUUUGCCGUAUGUUUGUCAAAGCAGCGAGGAGUGAAGCACAAACUAGAGGAUUCUGACACUUCAGAGUCUGACUCAGAGCUUCUUACUGACAGCCAAGGAGAAGCAGACAUGCAGCUUUAAAUAACACUUAUUAAGCAUGGCUCUGCACAAUGAACACGGAGUAGUUGCCCAGCAAAGUGCCUCGUGUAUGGCAGGAGGGUGAUGGGCAGUGAGUGAGACUUCCAGGAACUUAUGCUUUGUGAUAUUUGUUACUUAUUCCAACAUUUGCUGUUCCAAACAUCUCCAAGGGUUUUUAGGUGUAAAAAGGAAGCAAUGUGUGGUUGGGCCCAGCCACAGAUGUAAUAAAACAGAGUAGGAUAUGUGGGUGCUACUCAGGGCACAGGAUGGCUCGCUGAGAAGUAUCUGUCAAGCACCUGCUGAUCUGCAUUCCCAGAAUAUAAUUAGCUGCCACAAUAAUAAUGAGAUGUUGAUCUAUCUGAUUCAUAAGGUAGAAUAACAAAUAAAGGUUUAUAUUUUCACAGACGUUGUUCUUCUGUUAUAUAUUGUGUGGACACCUAUGAUAGCUAUUGUAAAAUCGGCUUUUAAUAAAAAAAGUAAUGUCUGUCUCUGUUA